Messenger RNA from Salvia hispanica, 924 nucleotides. NCBI's taxonomy places the organism in Eukaryota, Viridiplantae, Streptophyta, Magnoliopsida, Lamiales, Lamiaceae. The record is from RefSeq and is a predicted model, not a curated record.
UGAAGCCAAGAUUCAUCACUUCUCUUUCCCCUCUUACAACCUCAAACCAAACCAAACCGAACUAUGGAACUUCACUUCCGUAGCUCAUCUUCGACCAACAACAACACGGUGUAUAAUAAGCCCACGAAUAGAAGCCCUACCAAGGGCAAGUUCGUGGGAGUGAGGCAGAGGCCUUCGGGCAAAUGGGUAGCGGAGAUCAAGAACACGACCCAAAAGAUCCGUAUGUGGCUAGGCACAUUCGACACCCCUGAGGAGGCCGCCCUGGCCUACGACGAGGCUGCCUGCCUCCUCCGUGGCUCAAACACGCGCACCAACUUCUUGAACACCGUCCCCUGCAACCCGGCCCUCUCUUUAAAGAUCAAGAACUUGUUGAACCAAAAGAGGAGCCAAAAUAAGGCCAUUAUUACCCCUCCAACUAGUGAUCAACAACGCAACAACAACGUCGUUGCUAGUAACAGUAGUAGUGGUAGUAGCAAUAGUAGUAUCAACCAAACGGAUGGAUCUCUUGUUUUCAAUCCAUCCGAGGAUGUAUAUAAGCCCGGUUUCAUGCAUUUCGCGCCUCAGCCAUAUGGGGAGGGCGCGGUUGAGGAUGCGCCCUUCCCAGAUUUCGAAAGAAUGAAGGUUGAGAGACAGAUUUCAGCAUCACUCUAUGCCAUGAAUGGCAUAAGUGAAUAUUGGGAUGCCAUCAAUGACUCAAAUGAUGCCUUUUGGGAUAUUCAAACUCUUAACCAUAUGUUCUGUCCAAGUUAAGCAAAAAAAAUCAUAUUUAUGCAACUUUUUUGACACAUUUUAUUAGGAAGAAAGUGGUUUGUAUUUGGAAUUUUAUGUUGGUCUUAUUUUAUGUUAGAAGCUAUUUAUUCAUAAAUUGUGAUGCUCCGAUUCUAUUGUCCAAUAUUGCAAAAGUUCUUGCAAUAUUUCUACGUG